This is a messenger RNA of Sorex fumeus (smoky shrew), 1608 nucleotides long. RefSeq names its product glycoprotein 2 (gene GP2). Lineage: Eukaryota; Metazoa; Chordata; Mammalia; Eulipotyphla; Soricidae. The record is from RefSeq and is a predicted model, not a curated record. Gene Ontology annotation, biological process: neutrophil migration. The transcript is spliced from 10 exons. Gene Ontology annotation, cellular component: cell surface; apical plasma membrane. The coding region runs from base 109 to 1608 and encodes 499 amino acids.
CUUUACCACAGCAGGCCAGAGGAGAAGGUGUGUUCUCUGGUCUCUUGCCUUUGCUGCAUGGAGAGUCCGCAUACCAGUGAGUGAUCUGCGUGUAUCAGUUUAGGGAAAAUGGCUAGCUCCUACAUCCUGUGGCUGGCCUCGGUCUGCCUUCUGACCCAAGCAGCUAUUCAGCAACCAGGUUACAGAAACCAAUCCUCCAAGGUGGGCCUGGACUGUGGCACCUCGGGUGGAAACUGCAUUGACCCCUGCGAUAAUCACCUCAUCCUGAAUGACCCCACCCGAAGCACAGAUUUCGAGGCCGGUGAUGAGCCAAAGUGUGACAAGGAUCUGAUAGGCUGGUACCGCUUCAUGGGUGACGGGGGCGUGAGGCUGCCAGAGACCUGUGUCCCAGUGUUCCAGUGCGACACCCUUGCCCCCAUGUGGCUGAAUGGGCUGCACCCCACCGUGAACGAGGGCAUCGUCAGUCGCAAAACCUGUGCCCACUGGAGUGGCAACUGCUGCCUGUGGGAGUCUGAGGUGCUGGUGAAGGCCUGCACAGGCGGCUACUUUGUGUACAAGCUGCAGGGCACACCUGACUGCGACCUGCGGUACUGCACAGACCAUUUAACUGCACAAAACAAGUGUGACAAGGCUUGCCGUCCAGAAGAGGAGUGUCGCUACGAGAAUGGCAGAUGGGGCUGCUUCUGCCGGCCGGGCCUCAACAUCACAGAAACCCAUACUCUGCGAAACCAGCUCAGCUGCGGGAAUCGGGAGAUGAAGGUGUCUCUGGACAGCUGUCAGCUGGGAGGCUUGGGCUUUAGGGACAAAGUCGAAGCCUACCUGCGGGACCGUAACUGCAGUGGUAUCAUGCAGAAGGAGGAGGACAACUGGGUGUCGAUGACCAUCCCCACCCAGGCUACGGCCUGCGGGAACAUUCUGGAGAAAAAUGGAACACAUGUCAUCUACAAAAACACCCUCUCUUUGGUCAAUGAUUUAAUCAUCAGAGACAAACUUCUCAGUGUCAACUUCCAAUGCGCCUACCCGCUGGACAUGAAGGCCAGCCUUGAAACAGCCCUGCAGCCCAUUGUCAGCACCGUGAGCAUCAACGCGAGCGGGAACGGAGAAUUCACUGUCAGAAUGGCCGUCUUCCAGGACUCUGACUACAGAUUUCCCUAUGAAGGGGACAAGGUCAUCCUGCCAGUGGAGUCCCUGCUCUAUGUGGGUGCCAUCCUGGAGCGAGGGGACACCUCCCGCUUCAAGCUGUUGCUGAGGAACUGCUAUGCCACUCCCUCCCGAGACAAGAACGACCCCGUGAAAUAUUUCAUCAUCAAAAAUAGCUGCCCAAAUCCAUCUGAUCCUACAGUCUCUGUGGUGGAGAAUGGGGUGUCUGAAAAAACCCGCUUCUCAGUUCAGAUGUUCAUGUUUGCUGGGAAUAGUGACCUGGUGUUCCUGCAUUGUGAGGUCUAUCUCUGUGAUCCCCUGAAUGAACAGUGCACGCCCACUUGCUACAAAAACCAGCUCCGCAGCGAAGUGGAGACUAUCAACCCAGAUCGGGUGCUCGACUUGGGACCCAUUGCUCGGAAAGACACUCUUGAAUGUACCAACACUUUGAGAAGGCCCAAGCGGUAA